UCCUGGUAUGACCUUCCCGACAGCCUCCGUGAUGUCGAAACCAUUUGGGAGCAUCUAGACCUGGCUGCUUUGUGGUCUUCUCUUUUGGAGAGGCACGACAGGAAGGAGAGGAAGAAGCUCUCGUACUUUGGGGGCAUCCGCACGUCCACAGACGACGUCGGCUCACCUUGCCCUUACGGCAAUGUCGAGAGCUAUGUCAGCAAUGACGAAGGGAUCUCCUGGACCAGAGAUCCAGGAGAUCGAGUGUGGGCAUUGGUCUUCGACGAGCUCGUGCCGGCCCACAACACUGUUCUGCGGAAUUGCAACGCCGACACCAAAGGUGACUUCAUCGAGCUCACACUGGGCGCAUGCCAGCAGCUGGAAAGACGCAGCGAUGGCUGCUUUGUGAGCCAUCCGGACUGUCUCUCCUGCGGGCAGCGCGUUUUUGCUCGUAGCUGGUAUGCUACCUGGAAUGUCUUCAGCGGCGACACUGUCGCCGACCUGGUGUGCCGUGCGAUCCAGGCGCUGCCCAAGCCCCACGGCGGCCUCCUGCUGCCGGUGGCCUCCAUGAAGACCCUGGGCUUCGUGCGGGCCGAGGUGGCUGCCUGCCGUCUGGUGCUGAUGGACGACCUGGAGAUGGCCCUGCCUGCAACUACGCACUUCGUGGCAGGAUACCAACUCACGCCAGUGAUGCGCCUCUCCAGGGUGGAUUGA
Messenger RNA from Symbiodinium sp. CCMP2456, 693 nucleotides. The record is from the annotation of a GenBank genome assembly. NCBI's taxonomy places the organism in Eukaryota, Dinophyceae, Suessiales, Symbiodiniaceae.